Molecule: messenger RNA, 1390 nt
Organism: Panicum hallii
Lineage: Eukaryota; Viridiplantae; Streptophyta; Magnoliopsida; Poales; Poaceae
Product: peroxidase 5-like
Exons: 2
Coding region: 102-1130 (342 amino acids)
Biological process (GO): response to oxidative stress; hydrogen peroxide catabolic process
Cellular component (GO): plasmodesma; plant-type cell wall
Molecular function (GO): peroxidase activity; heme binding
Source: RefSeq, a predicted model, not a curated record
ACAGCAGCAGCUCGCUAGCUAGCUUUGUAGCAGCCACCACCUCGAUCAAAACAUUCGAUCGAGCUAGCAGCAGCUACAGAGGCGAGCUGAUCGGGGAUCAGAUGGCGAGGCUCAACGCCGUUCUACCUCUGUGCGUGGCACUGCUCGCCGUCCUCGCCGGGCAGUCGGCCGCCGGCCGGUACUACUCGGACAAAGUCCAGGACAAGGUGAGGAAGGAGGUGGAGAAGGCCAUGGCGUACAACCCCAGCGUCGGCCCCGCCCUCGUCCGCUUGGUGUUCCAUGACUGCUGGGUCAAUGGUUGUGAUGGAUCCGUGCUCCUGGACAAGACGCCCACCGACGGCACCAACACCGAGAAGAAGGCCGUCAACAACAUCGGCCUCGCGGGCUUCGAGGUCAUCGACACCAUCAAGCAGAAGGUCGGCGCCGCCGCCUCCUGCGCCGACAUCCUCGCGUUCGCGGGGCGCGACGCGGCAGACAUCCUCAGCGGCGGCAAGAUCUUCUACACCAUCCCGGCCGGCCGCAAGGACGGCGUCGUCUCCUCCGCCGCGGCCGCGGACGCCAACCUCCCGGAGUCCACCUUCGACUUCGGCCAGCUGCAGACCAACUUCGCCGCGCCCGGCCGGAACUUCAGCGUCGAGGAGCUCGUCGUCCUCUCCGGCGCGCACUCCAUCGGCGUCGCGCACCUCUCGUCCUACCGGGACCGCCUCGGCGCCGACGCCACGCCCAUCGACUCCGACUACCAGUCGGCGCUCGUCAAGGCCACGCCCCCGGAGCUGCUGGGCAGAGGGCAGAACCCGACGGUGCCCAACAACCCCCGUGACGCGAGCGCCGCGUUCCAGAAGGACGCCGCCUACGACCCCGCGGCCGUGGGGGUGAGCCCCACCAGGGGCGUCCUGGACAACAGCUACUACCACAACAACCUCAUCAACAAGGUGCUCUUCAAGUCCGACUGGGUGCUGCGCACGGACGGCUUCGCCGCCAGCAAGCUGCAGGAGUACAAGGACAACGCGCCGGAGUGGAACUCCGACUUCGCCGCCGCCAUGGUCAAGCUCAGCAACCUGCCCGCACAGGGCAAGAAUCUGGAGAUCAGGAAGAACUGCAGGUUCACCAACCAGCAGUACUACUACUAGUAUACUAGACCAAGGCCUUGCUUCAACGACGACAUGCGCGUGGAGCCAAUAAUCCAAUAUCUAGCUGCAUCAGUUACAAUUCUAUUGGUGUUUUACUUUUACCCUUCCCUUCAAUUCAUUCUAACGGUUUACUACUUACAGCUAGUGUGUACGCGUUGUCUUCCACAAUAUAUGAACUAUUUUAUAGGUCAUCUGAUGUAUUUUCGUUAAAGAAAGAAACAAUGCUCUGAAAUAUAUGGUCAUGUGACUACAUUGUCCAA